This is a messenger RNA of Sapajus apella (tufted capuchin), 5677 nucleotides long. It is a transcript of the gene RAD54L2, whose product is annotated as RAD54 like 2. NCBI's taxonomy places the organism in Eukaryota, Metazoa, Chordata, Mammalia, Primates, Cebidae. The transcript is spliced from 22 exons. The record is from RefSeq and is a predicted model, not a curated record. The coding region runs from base 1086 to 5489 and encodes 1467 amino acids. Gene Ontology annotation, molecular function: ATP-dependent chromatin remodeler activity; ATP binding; ATP hydrolysis activity. Gene Ontology annotation, cellular component: nucleus.
CGGUCCCUCGCUCCCGGCCAGGGCCCCAGGGUCCCGCAACAAUGGGGACCGACUGGGGACGCGGCCUGGGCUCCUGGCAUGCAGUGGCUCUGGGCAGUUAGAUGGACCCAGCGGCCUGGGCCUUCGCGGCACGGAGUCCAACCGGGAAACUCCAGUGGCCGGAGGCUUGGCGGGGGUCUUGGGCCUCGACCUGGGGCCUCAGUGGCUUGAUAUUUGAGGAUUUCGUAGCCGGGGAAGGGAGUCAUAGGGACACGGGGACUUAACUGUGGUCUCUGUGCGUUCAUGGCGCUGGAUGCUGGCGGCCGGGUGGAUGACCAGAGCGCGGUGUGGGGUAGGGGAAGCAUUUGGAUUUUUAGGGGCCUCUGUGUAUCUAAUCCCUAAAGCGAAUCUGGAUUGCGUCUCCCCGACCCACUUUCCUGAGGUCUGGGAAUUUGGCACAUAGGGGUCGGGCUGGGGUAGAAGAGGCAUUGAGAGUUUAGCUUCUCUGAGGUAACUGGUGAUUAGUUCCUGGAAAGGCAGGAGCUCUGCUGGGCACAGGAGAGUUAAGCAGAGAGCUGGAUCCUCCGGGGCUCUGAUGCACCCUGACGAGGAGUGGUUCUCAGACAAGGAACUUACCACAGGAGUGAGUAGUGACACACGGUGAGUAGCGCUAGCUGUCUUUUCGUUAGGGUGAGGCCGGUGGGAGUUGUGGUUUGGGGAGUGUAAAGGAGAGUUGAUAGUCGACUGAGAUUGGAGAAUCAGCUUUAUGUGGGCCAUGGUGGUGGCAGCCUGAGGAGAUGAACAAGGAAACUUUGCAGAGUGGGCUUCCUGAUGGAGAAUGACCUCUUACUGCGUGGGAGUGGGUGACUCAGAUCUGUUAGGAUUCCUGUUGCUUGCUAGGGAAUGUGGCUGACUAUAUUGGUGGCCGAACAUUGAGGUGGAUGCAACUGGAAGAGUUAUGUGAGGCUGGGUGAGUUUGUUCCCAUGUUGAGGACAGUGUGGACCUUUCUUACUCCAAGUCAGAGUGGUGGCUGUCAUUGACAACAUUUUAACACCCCUGCAGUGGACCAUGAGUCGGUAAUGCCCACUGAGGACCUCUGGGAGCCAUGUCAGACGAAUCUGCCUCAGGGAGCGAUCCAGACCUGGACCCGGACGUGGAGCUGGAGGAUGCGGAAGAGGAGGAGGAGGAGGAGGAGGUGGCAGUGGAGGAGUGUGACAGGGAUGAUGAAGAAGACCUGCUGGAUGACCCAUCCCUGGAAGGCAUGUGUGGCACUGAGCAUGCCCAGCUGGGAGAAGAUGGGCAGCAGCCGCCGCGGUGCACUUCAACUACCUCAUCUCAUUCUGAGCCUUCAGAGCAGCUUAGGCGCCACCAAGGCAACAAUCUAGCCUCCGAGGACCCCAAAAAGAAGAGAGCUCAAAAGCCCUCCCACAUGAGAAGAAACAUACGAAAGCUACUCCGGGAGGAUCAAUUGGAGCCUGUUACCAAAGCAGCACAGCAAGAAGAGUUGGAAAGAAGGAAGCGCCUGGAGCAGCAGAGGAAAGAUUAUGCAGCCCCUAUUCCUACUGUCCCGCUGGAGUUCCUCCCUGAGGAAAUUGCUUUACGAGCAAGUGAUGGUCACCAACUGCCUCCUCGGGUCUUGGCCCAGGAAGUCAUUUGUUUGGACAGUAGCAGCGGCAGUGAGGAUGAAAAAAGCAGUCGAGAUGAGGUGAUUGAACUGAGCUCUGGAGAGGAGGACACUCUGCACAUUGUAGACAGCAGUGAGUCUGUCAGUGAAGAGGAUGAGGAAGAAGAGAAGGGUGGCACCCACGUCAAUGAUGUCUUAAACCAGCGUGACACCCUUGGGCGGGUCCUUGUCAACUUAAACCACCCUCCAGAGGAGGAAAAUGUCUUCCUUGCCCCACAGUUGGCACGGGCUGUGAAACCUCAUCAGAUUGGUGGGAUCCGGUUCCUUUACGAUAAUCUAGUGGAGUCCCUGGAGAGGUUUAAGACUAGCAGUGGCUUUGGCUGUAUUCUGGCCCACAGCAUGGGUCUGGGGAAAACUUUGCAAGUGAUCUCUUUUAUCGACGUCCUCUUCCGCCACACGCCAGCCAAAACAGUCCUUGCCAUUGUGCCGGUUAAUACUCUUCAGAAUUGGCUGGCAGAGUUCAACAUGUGGCUUCCACCUCCUGAAGCCCUUCCAGCUGACAACAAGCCUGAAGAAGUCCAGCCUCGGUUCUUUAAAGUUCACAUCUUGAAUGAUGAGCACAAGACGAUGGCAUCUCGUGCUAAAGUGAUGGCUGAUUGGGUGUCAGAGGGUGGGGUGCUGCUGAUGGGGUAUGAAAUGUACAGACUUCUCACUCUGAAGAAAUCAUUUGCCACAGGUAGACCGAAGAAAACCAAGAAACGUUCUCACCCAGUCAUCAUUGAUCUGGAUGAGGAAGAUCGGCAGCAGGAGUUUCGGAGAGAGUUUGAGAAGGCUUUAUGCCGCCCUGGCCCAGAUGUAGUAAUCUGUGAUGAGGGACACCGCAUCAAAAACUGCCAGGCCAGCACCUCACAGGCUCUGAAGAAUAUCCGCUCUCGCCGCCGGGUGGUGCUGACUGGGUACCCUCUGCAGAACAACCUCAUUGAGUACUGGUGCAUGGUGGACUUUGUGCGCCCAGACUUCCUUGGCACUCGGCAGGAGUUCAGCAACAUGUUUGAACGCCCUAUCCUGAAUGGGCAGUGUAUUGACAGCACGCCUCAGGACGUGCGCCUCAUGCGGUACCGAAGCCAUGUCUUGCACAGUCUUCUGGAGGGCUUUGUGCAGAGGAGAGGCCACACUGUGCUGAAGAUUCAUCUCCCUGCCAAGGAAGAAAAUGUGAUCCUUGUGCGGCUCUCGAAGAUCCAGCGAGAUUUGUACACACAGUUCAUGGAUCGCUUUCGGGACUGUGGUACCAGUGGCUGGCUGGGGCUGAACCCCCUUAAGGCUUUCUGCGUGUGUUGCAAGAUCUGGAAUCACCCUGAUGUGCUGUAUGAAGCCCUUCAGAAGGAGAGCUUGGCCAAUGAGCAGGACCUAGACGUGGAAGAGCUUGGCUCUGCAGGGACCAGUGCCCGCUGUCCACCACAGGGAACAAAAGGCAAGGGAGAGGAUAGCACCUUGGCUUCCUCAAUGGGAGAGGCAACAAAUAGCAAGUUUCUACAGGGUGUUGGCUUCAACCCUUUCCAGGAGCGAGGCAACAACAUCGUCACAUAUGAAUGGGCCAAGGACCUUCUGACAAAUUACCAGACUGGAGUCUUAGAAAACUCUCCCAAGAUGGUACUGCUUUUCCACCUGAUUGAGGAAAGUGUGAAGCUUGGGGACAAGAUCCUUGUGUUUAGCCAGAGCCUUUCCACCUUGGCUCUCAUUGAGGAAUUCCUUGGAAAACGAGAAGUACCCUGUCCACCUGGUGCCGAGGGGCAAGGAGCACAGAAGUGGGUUCGAAACGUCAGCUACUUCCGGCUAGAUGGUAGCACCCCUGCCUUUGAGAGGGAGCGGCUCAUUAAUCAGUUCAAUGAUCCCAGCAACCUCACCACCUGGCUGUUUCUUCUCUCUACAAGGGCCGGAUGCUUGGGUGUGAAUCUGAUUGGUGCCAACCGAGUGGUGGUGUUUGAUGCUUCUUGGAACCCUUGCCAUGAUGCCCAGGCAGUAUGUCGGGUAUACCGUUAUGGCCAGAAAAAGCCCUGUUACAUCUAUCGACUUGUGGCUGAUUACACUCUUGAAAAGAAGAUCUAUGACCGUCAGAUUUCCAAGCAGGGCAUGUCAGAUCGGGUGGUGGAUGAUCUAAAUCCAAUGCUGAACUUCACCCGGAAGGAAGUGGAAAACUUACUGCACUUUGUUGAGAAGGAGCCAGCUCCCCAAGUUUCCUUGAACAUAAAGGGGAUCAAGGAGUCAGUCCUGCAACUGGCCUGUCUGAAGUACCCUCACCUCAUCACCAAGGAGCCUUUCGAGCAUGAGUCAUUGCUCCUCAACCGAAAGGAUCACAAGCUGACCAAGGCUGAGAAAAAAGCAGCAAAGAAAAGCUAUGAGGAAGACAAACGCACAUCAGUCCCCUAUACCCGCCCAUCGUAUGCGCAGUAUUACCCUGCCAGCGAUCAGAGCCUGACCAGCAUCCCCGCCUUCAGCCAGAGAAACUGGCAGCCAACUUUGAAGGGUGAUGAAAAGCCUGUGGCCAGUGUUCGUCCUGUACAGUCCACCCCCAUCCCUAUGAUGCCCCGGCAUGUCCCACUGGGAGGCAGUGUAAGCUCUGCCUCCAGCACAAAUCCAUCCAUGAACUUUCCAAUCAACUACUUGCAGCGUGCAGGAGUCCUUGUGCAGAAGGUGGUCACCACAACAGAUAUUGUUAUUCCUGGACUCAACAGCACCACAGAUGUACAGGCAAGAAUUAAUGCUGGUGAGAGCAUCCACAUCAUCCGUGGGACAAAAGGGACGUACAUCCGUACCAGUGAUGGACGGAUCUUUGCCGUCCGGGCAACGGGCAAACCAAAGGUUCCUGAAGAUGGUCGAAUGGCUGCCUCAGGUUCCCAGGGACCUUCUCGCGAGUCCACAAGCAACGGCAGACACAGUGCCUCAUCACCCAAAGCCCCUGACCCUGAGGGGCUGGCCAGGCCCGUCUCUCCCGACAGCCCAGAGAUCAUCAGUGAGCUUCAGCAGUAUGCAGAUGUGGCUGCUGCCCGGGAAUCCCGUCAGAGCUCCCCAAGCAUCAGUGCCGCCCUGCCUGGCCAACCAGCCCAACUUGUGGAUAGCAGUGCUAUUCCUGGGACAGCUCUUGGAACUGAGCCUCGACUAGGGGGUCAUUGCCUCAAUAGUUCCCUCUUGGUGACUGGCCAGCCCUGUGGUGAUAGGCACCCAGUGCUGGACUUAAGGGGCCACAAGCGAAAGUUGGCCACACCACCUGCUGCCCAGGAGUCAUCCCGCCGGCGGUCCAGGAAGGGUCAUCUGCCAGCCCCCGUGCAGCCGUAUGAACAUGGGUAUCCAGUGUCUGGCGGGUUUGCCAUGCCACCCGUCUCCUUAAACCAUAACCUCACCACUCCCUUCACCUCCCAGGCUGGGGAGAACUCCCUGUUUAUGGGCAGUACCCCCUCCUACUACCAGCUGUCCAAUUUGCUGGCAGAUGCCCGCCUGGUGUUUCCAGUGACUACUGACCCUCUGGUGCCAGCAGGCCCCGUCAGUUCCUCUUCCACGGCUACCUCAGUCACUGCCAGCAACCCCUCCUUCAUGCUCAACCCUUCUGUGCCAGGGAUACUACCCAGCUAUUCACUCCCAUUCUCACAGCCACUCCUGUCCGAGCCGAGGAUGUUUGCGCCUUUUCCUUCCCCUGUCUUGCCCAGCAACCUUUCGCGGGGCAUGUCUAUCUAUCCAGGCUACAUGUCCCCACAUGCAGGCUACCCAGCUGGUGGCCUCCUUCGGUCCCAGGUGCCUCCAUUUGACUCUCAUGAGGUUGCUGAGGUGGGGUUCAGCUCCAAUGAUGAUGAGGAUAAGGACGAUGAUGUGAUAGAGGUCACUGGGAAAUAGCUGGGGAGCCCCUUCCCACCUCAUUCGGGGCCCCCAGCAGGUUGCCCACCAAGCUGGAAGGCAGUAAUUUGGACUUUUUGAGAAAAGGACACUUGGCAGGAGGGAAAAGGAAGAGAACAAAGGAGGGUGGUUAGCCAUAAGGGCAGAGCUCUGUUGCUGUUUAACAAAAGAGGCAAAAAAAAAAAAAA